This is a messenger RNA of Enhydra lutris kenyoni (northern sea otter), 2674 nucleotides long. RefSeq names its product UPF0061 protein ETA_18310-like. The record is from RefSeq and is a predicted model, not a curated record. Lineage: Eukaryota; Metazoa; Chordata; Mammalia; Carnivora; Mustelidae. The coding region runs from base 159 to 1922 and encodes 587 amino acids. The transcript has 20 exons.
CCGUGUCUCCCGGACCCUGGCCUGCUGCUGCGGGGAGCCAGGAGCUCCAGCGGUCACCGUAAACAUGGAGCUUUGGGAGACCGGCGGGUAACGAGAACUGCCACGGCGCCCAGCCCCGCAGUCGCCAGCUUUUCUGUUCCGCGUGUUUACGCAGCGAGAUGACUCAGAGAAUCGGGCUCCCGGUCUGGGGGCUCCCGGGUCCGCCGCUGUUUCUCUUGGGCGUGACCUGGCACGCCGUCGUCCGCUGCUCUUUGCUACCUGGCCUCGAAGGAAGUGCCUGCCUUUUGCAUCUUUCCAGUAACGUGUCGAACCGCCGGCUGGACUAUUGUGAGACGGAAGCUAAAUUAGCCUUGUCUCUCGACUUUUGGACUCUGUCCUCUGAAAACCUUAUAGCUGUGUUCCCAGUUGAUCCUGUUAAAGAAAAUUACGUUCGUAAAGUGAAAAACUGUAUUUUUUCAGUUGCCUUCCCUACUCCUUUCAAAUCAAGAGUACGUCUUGUAGCAGUUUCAAAGGAGGUUCUAGAAGAUAUUUUGGACCUUGACUUCCGUGUCUCAGAAACAGAUGAUUUUAUCCGGCUUGUGAGUGGUGAAAGGAUAGUAUUUGGAUCCAUUCCACUGGCUCACAGAUAUGGUGGGCAUCAGUUUGGGAUGUGGGCAGGUCAGCUUGGGGACGGAAGAGCUCACCUAAUUGGAAUUUACAUGAACAGGCAGGGUGAAAAGUGGGAGCUCCAAUUAAAGGGCUCAGGAAAGACUCCAUACUCCCGAAGUGGUGAUGGCAGAGCUGUACUUCGUUCCUCAGUGAGAGAAUUUUUAUGCAGCGAGGCUAUGCACUCUCUUGGAAUUCCAACUAGCAGGGCUGCAAGUCUGGUUGUGAGUGAUGAUGAAGUAUGGAGAGAUCAAUUCUACAAUGGAAACGUUGUGAAAGAAAGAGGUGCAAUAGUGCUGCGUGUUGCAAAAUCAUGGUUUAGAAUUGGAUCAUUAGAAAUUUUGGCUCAUUAUGGUGAACUGGAUUUACUAAGGACGUUACUAGACUUCAUCAUACAGGAGCAUUUCCCCUCAGUAAAGGCCACAGAACCUAACAGAUAUGUGGAGUUUUUCUCUAUGGUGGUAUCAAAGACGGCACAACUCAUUGCCUUGUGGAUGUCUGUUGGUUUUGCUCAUGGUGUUUGUAAUACUGAUAACUUCAGUUUGUUAUCCAUUACAAUCGACUACGGCCCAUUUGGUUUUAUGGAAGCCUAUAACCCAGAUUUUGUCCCAAACACAUCUGAUGAUGAAAGAAGAUAUAAAAUAGGAAAUCAGGCCAAUAUUGGGAUGUUUAAUUUAAACAAGUUGUUGCAAGCUUUAAAUCCAUUACUGGAUCCUAGGCAAAAGAAGCUAGCUGCUCAGAUUCUUGAGGGGUAUCCUGUUCUUUAUUACACAAGAUUUAGAGACUUGUUCAAAGCCAAACUGGGGUUACUUGGAGAAAGGAAGGGUGAUGACGAUUUAAUUGCAUUUCUCUUACAUCUCAUGGAAAAGACAGAAGCUGAUUUUACAAUGACAUUUCGGCAGCUCAGCGAGAUUACUCAAAGCCAGUUAGAGGAGCUCAACAUUCCCCAGCAAUUCUGGGCACUGAAGAUGAUCUCAGAGCACCAGCUUUUCCCCGCCUGGGUAUCCCAGUACCUUUUGAGACUGAAGAGUAACAUGAAUGAUUCAGAUUCUGAAAGAAGAAAAAGAAUGGCAACUGUUAAUCCUAGAUAUGUACUGAAGAACUGGAUGGCAGAGUCCGCAGUGAGAAAAGCAGAAAGGAAUGAUUUUUCAGAGGUCCGUCUUCUGCAGCAUGUUCUUCAGCAUCCUUUCCAGAAGCAUUCUGCCGCUGAGAAAGCAGGCUACGCCUCCCCCACUCCUUCUUGGGCUGAAGACCUCAGAGUUAGCUGCUCAUCUUAGUUUAGGCUUACCGGAGGAAGUACUUGCCAUCAGAAGGCAACUGUGGGCACUUCCACCAACAAGUACAGAUUGGCUGUUUCUUUCUGUGAUAUCAGCAGCCGCUGACAGUCAUCUCCUGGACCCACUGAUUCAAUAAGGUUGUAAAAUGAUCAUCUAAUCCUAUCAUUCGUUAGCUGGAAUCCUUCUAUAAAGGAAAAGCUUCUAUCAUUAAUUAUUUGAUUAUCCUGAGACACCGAAAGGCAAAGAAUUGGUUCCCAAGCAUGCUCCAAAGACAGUCAGUAGGCUUGUUGAUUGGUUUUAGUAUCAUGAACUCUUGAAUUUAAGCCCAUUUUGUUUUGGACUGUUGCAGUUAUUAUCCUAACUGGUGUACGAAUUGUCCCAUGUGUGGCCAGCGAGGUUUUAUUCACGACGGCUCCUCGUGUACACGUUCCUAGAAGGUUUUGAUAGCUUUGUUUUCUGAUGGGGUAAGAUGUUCCAGGUUCAUUGUGCAUAUUUCUUGCCUUAGCCCUGGAGCCAGUCAUUUUUCUAAGGAGACCUCAUUCAGGGAAAAUAUAUUCAGGGGAGUGGGAAUGAUAUUAGGGAAAUGAUAUUAGAGAUCACAGUUUAGAUGCUGAAUCCCUUGUGAAUAUUUGAAACUCCUUACAGAGCUUGUUAAAUGAUAGCCAAUAUCUGAGUUAAAACCUUCCUUAAAAUUAAAUGACAUGAGCCAAGAACAAAAAAACCCAAAUAACAAAAAGAUACAUUAUUAAAAU